Eurytemora carolleeae is the source of this 1308-nucleotide messenger RNA. RefSeq lists its product as uncharacterized. Bases 321 to 962 code for a protein of 213 amino acids. The record is from RefSeq and is a predicted model, not a curated record. NCBI's taxonomy places the organism in Eukaryota, Metazoa, Arthropoda, Copepoda, Calanoida, Temoridae. The transcript is spliced from 9 exons.
UAACCUUGAGGCAGAGGCCCAAAGGAAUUACGCUCUCUCUCUGUCUUGUAAUUUAACACAGCAAGCGCGUGGCUUUUGGCUCAGGGUUAUUGUGAACGAAAAACCCCUUAAUUUUGAAAAGACCACAUCUAGUGUACUAUCUGUGUUUUAUUGUUCUAUGAUUUUUUUUAAACAUUAUAUUUGGUUCUAGAGUUACAACACUUGAAUAACUUUAACGCUGAAAACUACAUAUUUAUAUAUUUUCAGAGUUUAAGAAAUUAGAAGAAAAUGAAAUCAGGAAUUUAAAUUUUAUAAAUUUCUAGCUUUUCUGUACAAGGAAGAUGAGAUUUCAUCUCUGUUUGUUGUUCUACCAAGUGUACUGCACCAUAUCAUCAGCUGACAACGAUGUCUUCAUUGUAAGCAGCAUUGAGGGGGAACAAGCCCGUCUACCCUGCGAUAUACAUUCUAGAAAAAACGAUAGUGUGUAUCUUGUUCUUUGGUACAGGAAAGAUUCUGGAACACCAAUAUACAGUUAUGAUUCCCGUCCAGGAGGUGGUUUACAGGAUAGGAGUCUAUGGUCAGAACCUAAGGCAUUUGGAAGCCGAGCUUACUACCAUAUCAACAGCAAUCCAUCAAUGCUGGCUGUUAGUGAUCUGAAGGGAGUUGAUAGUGGCACUUAUACUUGUAGAGUUGAUUAUACACAGUCCCCAACCGUGUACCACCAUGUUCGUUUGGAUGUUACAGUACCUCCUGUAACUCUGAUGAUCAUUGGUGAUCGUGGAAGAGAAAUAACAGAUAACAAUCCAAUCGGACCAUUCAAGGAGGGAGAUCCGUUUACUGUGCUUUGUGUGGCAACUGGAGGUAAAAGUUUUAAAAUAAUCAUCAAAAUCUAUAUAGGUGUGAUGGGGAGGGGGCUAUCAAGCUUUAACCCCCCUUUUUGUGCUAUUAGCUGUCAAAAUAACCAUUUAUUUUGUAACAAUUAAUGUAUAUAUAUCAGUAAUUAACCUUUUCUUUUUUUUGGGGGGGGGGAACUUUAAGGUUCAUAGAUGGAAUUUCAUUUGCCCAUCUUUUUAAAGAUUUAUUUUUACUCGGAGAAAGAUUUAAAGGGAACCCUUGUUAAUAGGACAUGCUCCUCUCUCUUUUAGAGCAGAUUCAAUUGAAAUAACAGCAACAUUUCCUUUAGAAGAAAUAUAGUAAAAUAUGUAUUACUUUAAGCAUUAUUGCUAUUACUAUUUCUCAGGUUUGCAGUGCUAACAUGAAUUUAGUUAGAUGAAGGUUUAUAUAUACUUCUACGUAGGUUGGAUGGAAAUGCUAAUUCUGUAUAACGGA